This is a messenger RNA of Chelmon rostratus (copperband butterflyfish), 1971 nucleotides long. Its product is annotated as oocyte zinc finger protein XlCOF6.1-like. The transcript is spliced from 2 exons. The coding region runs from base 1 to 1125 and encodes 374 amino acids. The record is from RefSeq and is a predicted model, not a curated record. Gene Ontology annotation, molecular function: RNA polymerase II cis-regulatory region sequence-specific DNA binding; DNA-binding transcription factor activity, RNA polymerase II-specific. Lineage: Eukaryota; Metazoa; Chordata; Actinopteri; Chaetodontiformes; Chaetodontidae. Gene Ontology annotation, biological process: regulation of transcription by RNA polymerase II.
AUGUUCAAAACAGACAAACUAAAAGCUUUGGUGAGUGAGCGACUGACCGCCGCCGCCGAGGAAGUAUUCAGCAUCUUUGAACAAACUAUUAAAGAAUAUGAGGAGGCAGUUUUUCGCUCGAAGCAGCAGAUUGACCACCAGCGGAGUCUGGCCGGCUGGAAAGCCCCCCUGCAGCUCCCUGUCCAGGAAAAUGACGCCCACUCCAGGCAGGAUCACUGUGUGAGGAAGACUGGCCUGUGUGAGGAUGACCAGGAGGCCCCGCAGAUUAAAGAAGAGCAGGAGGAGGAACUGUGGGCUGCUCAGACGGGUGAAAAGCAGGAGGAGGAUGAUACCAAAGACUCUAUGUUCAACAUAAUUUAUGUGCAGAGAGGUGAUGGAGAUGGGCGACAGCACCCACAUCGAAACCAAGAAGAUGAAAAUAAAGGAGACCGUUUGUCCGGCAGCUCAUCUGAGCAGUUGAAAUCAGAACCUGAUCAUGAAGGCUGUGGGGCAUCAGAGCCAAACAGUGACUGUGAGGGGAGUGAAUUCAGCGAUGAUGAAUGUAGAGGCGGCGGAGGAUUUGACUCGGGCGGAAACAAGAAGAAACCGCAGGAAGCUGGCGAGGCAGCGGACAGGCCGCACACCUGCAGCGUCUGCAACAAGAACUUCAGGAUUAAGUCCAUUCUGACUCGCCACAUGAAGACGCACACAGGAGAGAAACCUUACAGUUGCAGCGUUUGCGGCAAAAGCUUCAUCCAGCGCUCCUAUCUGCAGACUCACAUGAACUCUCACUCCGGACAGAAGCCGUACACGUGUACUUUCUGCGGCAGGGGGUUCACGCAGGUUGGAAACAUGAAUGCGCACAUACGAAUCCACACGGGGGAGAAACCUCACAGCUGCACCGACUGCGGCAAAAGCUUUAGAGAGAAAGCAGAUCUCAUCAAGCACACUAUUAUUCACACUGGCGAGAAACCCUACGUUUGCUCCGUGUGUAACAUGAAAUUCAGCGCUCAGUCUAAUCUCAGGCGCCACAUGAAGACUCAUUCAGGGGAGAGACCGUAUAGUUGCACGGCUUGUGGGAAGAGAUUCAUCCGGCGCUCCCAUUUAAUCAUUCAUAUGAAGACUCAUGCAGGAGAGACUCUCUAGAACAAGGACUUUUUUUUAACCACUUCCCAAACUUUGUGCAAACCAUUUUGUCUUGAAGUUGUUGCCAUGUAGUUUGGUGCUGCAGAAUGAAUGUUCAGCAAGUUGUAAUAUUUUUUGUUUAUUAUUUAUGUGGAGUGCAGUCAUCAGAUGUUGAAUGAACUAGUCAAACAAAGUACAAGGCAUUUUUACCUCCUUCAAAAUCAUCAGCGGUUUGUCAUUGUCAUCCUUUUUAUUAUAGAGCGCCUAUGAGACACUUUACAGAAGGUAAGACGGUCGUAGAACGCAAGACACUAAAAUUUGGAGCACAACAUUAGUCACACAGUAAAAGUUCUGAUGAGGUGAGUUAGUGAUCUGAACUUUUACAGAUCGGUGCAGUGUCGGAUGUGUUUGGGGAGAGAGUUCAAGGCGGAGGGGGGCAGCUAUAGAGGAGGCUCUGACGCCCCAGGUCUGGUUCUUGGUCCUCAUGUGUACUUUCCGUGUUUUAAAACAUUACUCAAACAGGAGUAAUUAGUGUAUUUGUUUGGACUAAUUUCAGACUUUGAUCUGGUGCUGUAGUGUGUAUUUCCAGCACCAGGGUGGUGUAUGUGGGAUUGACUCACUAAUGUACAGUUACCACGCUCGUGGUAAUGAAGGAACAUACUACCCUGUGCAACGCUGUGGUCUCUGAUGUGUUUUGAUAGACAGUACUUGUUAGUAGUAUCUAUUAAUUGUUUGGUCUGUAUAUGAAACAACGAACAGUAAAUGGAAUCCUCUGGUCUUUUUAUAAUGAUGGGAUCAUAGAUGGCUGAAUGGAUUUAGAUCGUAGAUUAUCAGUGAUCACUGCCUUUGCCGGUGAUGUCCAGACAA